AUGGCAUCCCCAGCUCCGGCCCAGCCCCCGGGGAUCCGCACCAUUUCCAGUCCACCGCCGCCGUCCCAAAGAAAUCCAAUGCACAAUUCCUCGACUGAAGGCGGCGUCAUCGCCGGCUUGGUCAUCGGCUUCCUGGCCUGCUUGUUCCUAUUCAGCGUAGUGUGGAGCAUCUGGAUGGGGCGCCGUGACAGUCGUCGCGCCGCGGCGGCUACGCCCCCUCGGCCGUGGUCGCCACCCCGCUCUCGCGAAGACGGCGAUCAGCAGCUCCUCAGGGCCAGCGCCUCCAGCCAGACGGCGCUUCUACCGGCAUUCGCGUACAGCCCGUCGGUGAAGCACAACGUGACGGACGACGGCGAGGAGGCGGCGACGUGCUCGGUGUGCCUCGCCGCGUUCCAGCUCGGGGAGACGGUGCGGCUGCUGCCGGCGUGCCUGCACCUGUACCACGCCGAGUGCAUCGACCCGUGGCUGGACGCGCACUCGACGUGCCCGCUCUGCCGCUCGGAUACCGCCGACGCGUCCAUGGAGAUGGACGUCGGCCGGCUACCGCCCGUUUAG
Molecule: messenger RNA, 555 nt
Organism: Lolium rigidum
Lineage: Eukaryota; Viridiplantae; Streptophyta; Magnoliopsida; Poales; Poaceae
Product: RING-H2 finger protein ATL1-like
Exons: 1
Coding region: 1-555 (184 amino acids)
Source: RefSeq, a predicted model, not a curated record